AUGUGCCACACCGAACACGUCUACCACACGCCCUGCUCCCACUGGGGCCGCACCCGCUUCGUCGGCGACCCUUGCAUCCGCUCGCGAAUCGUGAACGGCCGACAUACCGGGUGCUCGUAUAUCGAAAGCCUGGGGACGUGCAAUAGCAGCGACUUGUGCCACGAGUGCCAAUACCGGGAGGCGUUGGGGGGCAGCUGGAGGCCGUUUGCGGGGAUUAGCGAUGGCGGGUGGAAGGAGAUUGAGGAGAAGGUGCGGAAGCGGAGUGUGGGGUUGGAGGGGUAUCCGUAUGAUUGUCAGGGGAGGCGACUGUGGUGGUUUGGGAGGAAUAUGCGGAGGUGGUGGGGGGAGAGGUUGAGGUGA
Messenger RNA from Mytilinidion resinicola, 360 nucleotides. RefSeq lists its product as uncharacterized. The coding region runs from base 1 to 360 and encodes 119 amino acids. The record is from RefSeq and is a predicted model, not a curated record. The transcript has a single exon. NCBI's taxonomy places the organism in Eukaryota, Fungi, Ascomycota, Dothideomycetes, Mytilinidiales, Mytilinidiaceae.